AGGAAUCUACAGUGGUGACAAGGACAUGGGACUCCUCCUGCCAGAUUCCAAAUUGGUCAAGACAAUUGACAUCCUGGCUGACAACUGUGAGAAAGAACCUUGGAUUAUUUUAUUUUAUUUUUGCGGGACACCACAAUUCCGCAUGCAUGGGACACAUCAGGCUUCAAGUUCCCUGUAGAAUUCUAAAAUAACCUUUGCUAAUGAGGAUGUCUGAUACUGUUAUGGUAAAAAAUGAAACUGAAGCAAUGAAGGAUUUGGAGGCAGAAGUGAAAGAUACAACCAGAGUUGUAAAUCUUAUCAAAUCAGAAAACUAUGGGAAGAUUUUGGCAGAGAAGAAUGAACAUUGCAUUGACAACAAUAUUGAUUUGCAGGGGAAAAUUCAGAUACAGUUAACACAAUCAUUUGGAAAAGAGGAGAAGCCCUCAAAACGGGAAGCAGAAGAAGAAAAAGCCAGUGAUAAGUUGCCCAGAAAAAUGUUAUCAAGAGAUUCUGGUCAAGAAUACACUGAUUCAACCAGCAUAGGUCUACAUGAAUUUUUAGUAAAUACAUUAAAAAACAAUCCCAGGGACAGUAUGAUGCUGUUGAAAUUGGAACAAGAAAUUUUAGAUUCCAUUGGUAAUAAUGAGUCUCCACAUAAAAAAUUCCACCCAAUGACAUCUUACCAUAGGAUGCUAUUACACAGAGUUGCUGCUUACUUUGGAUUAGACCACAAUGUUGAUCAGAGUGGGAAGUCUGUCACAGUAAACAAAACUAGCAAUACAAGAAUACCUGAUCAGAAAUUUAAUGAACAUAUUAAGGAUGAUAAAGGUGAAGACUUUCAGAAAUGAUAUAUCCUCAAGAGAGAUAACUCUACCUUUGACAAAGAUGAUAACCAGAUGAGAAUACAUUUGAAAGCUGACAGAAGAAGCAAAUCUAUAGAAGAAAGAGAAGAAGAGUACCAGAGAGCUAGAGACAGACUAUUUUCCCAAGAUCUCCUGUGUUCCCAAGAGAAUUAUAUUAUUGACAAAAUAAUCCAAGACGAGGAUGCUAGUAGCACCCAGCAGAGGUGCCAGAUAUUUAGAGUUAAUAAAGAUUCUUCAGGGAGAGCAACAGAUAGCCAUCAAAGCAGCAAUGAGAACGAGUUGAAGUACUCUGAAUCACGACCCUGGAGCAGCACAGAUUCAGACAGCUCUCUCUGAAACUUCAAGCCUGCAGUAACCAAAGCCAGCAGCUUCGGUGGAAUUUCAGUUCUGACAAGAGGUGAUAGUUCUGGAAGAAGCAAAAGCAUAGGCAGGCUUUCAAAAACAGGUCAGCCCUUCAUAAACCCAGAUGGGAAUCCAGUUGUGUAUAAUUCUCCUAUGACUCAACAACCAGUUAGAACCCAAGUGCCUGGACGUCCACAGCCACCUCUGCCUCCCCCAUCACCUCAACAACAAGCAGCUCAGCACAAUUUCUCACAGCAGGACAACCAUGGGUCUCAGUGUAGCCACCUGAGUCUUGCCCGCCAGCCAUGUGCAGAUGGUUCUGAUCCUCAAGCCACCAUGUUCCAGUCCACUGUUGUUCUUCAGUACAGCAGUCUGGUUAUAUCACAACAGCAGCCCCCCCCCCCACCACUGCCUCCUCUUCCUCCCCUACCUCCUGGGCAGCCAGUCCCUACUGCUUGCUAUUCUGCCUCUGGUCAUCAUGUCAGCCAGCCUGUGCUUCAGCAGCAAGGACAUAUUCAGCAGCCCUCUCCACAGAUGCCAGCCUGUUAUUGUGCUCCAGACCACUACCACUCCAGUCAACCUCAGUAUCGCCCAGUCCCUUCUGUCCAUUACAAUUCACAUCUAAACCAACCACUACCCCAGCCUGCCCAGCAGACAGGUUAUCAAGUUAUGCCCAACCGGCAGCAAAACUACCAGGGGAUAGUUGGAGUUCAGCAACCCCAGAGUCAGAGCCUAGUUGGUGGCCAGCCCAACAGCAUUGGAAAACAGAUUCAAGGAGUGGUCAUUGCCUAUCCUUCAGUGCCAUCAUUUCAGGUUUCACUGCCUCAAGGUUCUCAAGGAAUUGCCCAUCAGACUUAUCAACAGCCUGCUAUGUUUCCUAAUCAUUCUAAUCAAGGAUCUAUGCCUACAGCAGGAAUGCCAGUUUACUACAGCAUCAUUCCACCUGGCUAACAAAAUAAUUUAAGCUCCUCAGUAGGUUACUUGCAACAUCCAGAAUUAGAACAAGUACAGUUGCCUCGAACUACUUCACCAUGCAACUCCCAGCAGCUCCAAGGCCACCAGUGUGCAGCUGUGCCACCUCCACCACCUGGUGGCGGAAUGGUGACGAUGCAGCUCAGUGUACCAAACAAUCCACAAUCUUGUGCCCAUUCACCCCCACAGUGGCAACAAAACAAAUAUUAUGGUGAUCACCAGAGAGGACAGAAGUGUAUGGAAUUUAGAAAUAGAGACAAUAUUGCAGGAGAUGCCAGAUACCCGUUACUUGCCCAGCCCCUGCAGUACAACUCUCCUGCUGUUCCGCACAGACACAUUCCAGCCCAACAGGGUCAGCCUGGCAACAGGCAUGGAAACCGAGGAAGGAAACAAGCUAAAAAAGCUGCAUCCACCGACCUUGGUGCAGGAGAAGCAGUUGUUGGGAAGGUCUUGGAAAUUACUGAACUACCAGAUGGAAUAACUCGUGUGGAAGCUGAGAAGCUUUUUGGGGAACUCUUUAAAAUUGGCACCAAGAUCUGGUGGCUUUGGGACCCCCAGUCCCAGGCCCAGCUGCAUCGUCACCUCCUCUGCUGUGGCAGUGGGGACAGCACUUUCAACCCCGAAAGCUCUAAACCUAGUGACUUGGCCUCCAUGUACACUGUCUUAGCCACAUUCCCCUCCAUCUCGGCUGCACAGAAUUCUCUGAAGAAACAAAUUAACUCAGUUAACGAGUUUAAGCUGAGAACGAGCAAGAAGCAUUAUGACUUUCACAUUUUGGAAAGAGCAAGUUCUCAGUAACAGCCACUUUGGACCCAUGGCCUUUGUGAUUCCCCUGUCCUCACCCAUCUUUAACUGGCUUGGUAUUUGGAACUUCUGUUAACAUGAGACUCCUAGGAUGUGUGGUCGUGGCAUUACAACUUCUGAAGACAGGC
Molecule: messenger RNA, 3088 nt
Organism: Orcinus orca (killer whale)
Lineage: Eukaryota; Metazoa; Chordata; Mammalia; Artiodactyla; Delphinidae
Product: R3H domain-containing protein 1-like
Molecular function (GO): nucleic acid binding
Source: RefSeq, a predicted model, not a curated record